CUCAAGUUGAGUAGAAAAAGUCUCUUCAAGCCCCCCAGUCCAAUUCCUCAUUUCCGUUCCUAAUACUUCGUCAAAUCUUUAUUAAUUUUCUCUGCUUCUACUUCGGAUCUGUCAUUUCUCUAAACAACAAACAAUCAUUACAAUACUAAUCUCACCGUGUCUCUCUACAUUGAUACACAAGACAAAGAGAGGGUGGCACGAAUCCGAUUGUUUGUUUGGUCUAAUUCACUGACUGUUUGGAAGCCGAGAAAAUAAAUACAAACACCCAUUUUCUUGGAUCCACCGCCAGAAAUUGAUGAGAAAAUACAGAAUUACAUGAUUGAAGAAAAUUUUCUUUCUGUUGAUAGAAAACGAUGAACAGCAAGGAAUCAGCGAAACUAGAUGACGAACAGCUUUCGGAGCUCCGAGAAAUGUUCCGAUCCUUCGAUCGGAACAACGACGGAAGCCUAACUCAACUCGAAUUAGGCUCGCUGUUGAGAUCGCUAGGUCUGAAACCGAGUCCCGACGAGAUCGAAACCCUAAUUCAGAAAGCGGAUAGAAACAGCAACGGUCUCGUGGAGUUCUCGGAGUUCGUGUUGCUGGUGGCGCCGGAGCUACUUCCGGCGAAGUCGCCGUACACGGCGGAGCAAUUGAAGCAGCUGUUUCGGAUGUUCGAUCGGGACGGGAACGGGUACAUCACGGCGGCGGAGCUGGCGCAUUCGAUGGCGAAGAUGGGACACGCGUUGACGGCGGAGGAGCUGACUGGGAUGAUCAGAGAGGCCGAUACCGAUGGCGAUGGAAGGAUUAGCUUCCCGGAGUUCUCUCAGGCAAUCACUUCGGCGGCAUUUGAUAAUUCUUGGGCUUGAAAUUUUGCUUCUCAAUCUCAGAUUUCUAUCUUCCCAAACACAGUUUGCCAGCAGAUGAUUCUGUUCUGUUCAAGACAUGCACAUAAUGCAGAAGUUUGAUAAUGCAAGGAUGGAGUUUCUUCUUGUACUCACACACAUAAUCCAAUUUUCUCAUCUUCUGCAUUGCAAGACUCAAAAUCAUUCAUCCGUGAGCCAUUUUUCUCGUUGUGAAAAUUAGAUUUUCCUUCUUGGUUAUCCGAGUUUUUUUGGGUUUGUCUUUGUAUUUUUCUUCAAAUCAGAUAAGAACAUCCUUUUGUUUUGAGGUUCUCAGUGCUUUGAAUGUCCCAGCCACCUGUUUAUAGCUUUGAUUUUAUUGAGGCCGGUCAAUCAAUUUUUCACAAUGGACCAUUUUCAA
Messenger RNA from Camellia sinensis, 1239 nucleotides. Its product is annotated as putative calcium-binding protein CML18. The record is from RefSeq and is a predicted model, not a curated record. Gene Ontology annotation, molecular function: calcium ion binding. Lineage: Eukaryota; Viridiplantae; Streptophyta; Magnoliopsida; Ericales; Theaceae.